UAAUGCUGGUAUUACGUCAAAGUGACAGAUGACAUAACAGCAGUGCUCCUAACCUCAAAUUUGCCAUCCGAAUUUUAUUUACGUAAAAAAUGGCAGGGCUAAUACUCCAACGUAGUUUAUUCCGAAAAAUCUUGCCUACGAUCAACCGAAGGUUAGUGUCAACAUCGAAGAAAACGAACGAGACUGCCGUGGCCGAUGCUGUCAAAACCGAUGCAAAGAAAGYCGAGCACAAAAAUUGGGUUUAUUAYGGCUUUGAUCCACACUCAAAAGAAGGCGAUAGAACAGCGAUGCACUCUAUUAUGUUUGUUUCCGUUACACUUUGUCUAGUCUGUGGGGGCUAUUUCAUCAUGUAUGCGCCAGACUACAACCUAAAGGAUUGGUCUCAAAGAGAGGCUUUCCUGGAGCUGCGCAGAAGGGAGAAGCUGGGGCUACCACUGGUUGACCCCAAUUUGAUAGAUCCCGCCAAGAUACAACUGCCAUCAGACGAGGAAUUAGGAGACACAGAAAUCAUUAUUUAAGUGAUUUUAGAGACAUUUUCAAUGUAAGGGCAAGAUUCAACUUGUAAAUAUUUAUAUUUAAGUUAAAUAAAAAAGUACAAAAAUU
Molecule: messenger RNA, 603 nt
Organism: Tribolium madens (black flour beetle)
Lineage: Eukaryota; Metazoa; Arthropoda; Insecta; Coleoptera; Tenebrionidae
Gene: NP15.6
Product: NADH dehydrogenase [ubiquinone] 1 beta subcomplex subunit 11, mitochondrial
Exons: 1
Coding region: 90-518 (142 amino acids)
Source: RefSeq, a predicted model, not a curated record